Molecule: messenger RNA, 342 nt
Organism: Pelecanus crispus (Dalmatian pelican)
Lineage: Eukaryota; Metazoa; Chordata; Aves; Pelecaniformes; Pelecanidae
Source: RefSeq, a predicted model, not a curated record
UUCCAGAGCACCGAGUACAGCAUCCUGGUGAUUGGCGUGCCCAACGUAGGCAAGUCAUCGCUCAUCAACUCCCUGCGGAGGCUGCACCUAAAAAAGGGGAAAGCCACUGCGGUCGGUGGUGAGCCGGGCAUCACCAAGGCGGUGCUGACCAGAAUCCAGGUCUGCGAGCAGCCCCUGAUGUACUUGGUGGACACGCCUGGCGUGCUGCCCCCGAAGCUGGGGGACGUGGAGACGGGCAUGAAGCUGGCACUGUGUGGAGCCAUCCGUGACCACCUGGUAGGAGAGGACAUCAUGGCCGACUACCUCCUGUACACCCUGAACAAGCGGCAGCAGUUUGGGUGA